CGGAUAGCAACAAGAAUCAGAUAGCAGGAGGUAGCAGAAGGACUCGCUGCCGGGAGUUGGGACUGUGUCAUCUUCAAGCAUCGAGAAAUCCAAUAUGUCCGACAUGGAGGAUUUGGCCAAGCCGACCAUGCAGGCCAACGUGUCGGACAGCUACCCGCUGAACCCGGCCAGCGUGAUCGUAUCGGUAGUCUUCUCGCUCAUCUUCUUGCUGGGCACAGUGGGCAACAGCCUGGUGCUAGCCGUGCUGCUACGGAGCGGACAGUUGGGCUACAACACCACCAACCUCUUCAUCCUCAACCUCAGCAUGGCUGAUUUCUUCUUCAUCAUCUUCUGCGUGCCCUUCCAAGCCACCAUCUACUCGCUGGACGGCUGGGUCUUCGGCUCCUUCAUGUGCAAGGUCGUCCACUUCUUCAUCAACCUCACCAUGUACGCCAGCAGCUUCACACUUGCUGCCGUCUCCGUUGACAGGUAUUUGGCUAUCCGUUACCCACUGCGUUCCCGAGAGCUGAGGACACCAUGCAACGCUUUGGUGGCCAUGGUGGUCAUCUGGGGCCUCUCUUUGGUGUUCGCGGGGCCCUACCUCAGCUACUACCGCCUGAUCGACUUCGCUAACGGCACCAUGUGCAUCCCCGGCUGGGACGAGCGCGACCGGAAGCUCCUGGACACGUGCACGUUCCUGUUCGGUUACGUGGUUCCGGUGCUCAUCGUCAGCCUGUCGUAUACACGCACCAUCAAGUACCUGUGGACCGCCGUGGACCCUCUGGACGGCAUGUCCGAGUCCAAACGGGCCAAGCGCAAAGUGACCAAGAUGAUCCUCAUCGUCACGGUGCUCUUCUGCAUCUGCUGGCUGCCCUACCACGUGGUCAUCCUUUGCUACCUGUACGGAGACUUCCCCUUCAACCAAGUGACGUACGCUUUCCGCCUGCUGUCGCAUUGCAUGGCCUACGCCAACUCCUGCGUCAACCCUAUCGUCUACGCGCUGGUCUCCAAGCACUUCCGCAAGGGCUUCAAGAAGGUCUUCAGCUGCCUGCUCAGCAAAAAGGGGCGCAACAAGGUCCACGUGGUGCACGUGGCCAACACCGUGCCAGGCUUCGAGGCCGGGUCCACCGAGGUGUCGCAGAUGAACGAGGAGAAUGCUCGCAACAAUGAGUGCGAGAUGACCGACAGACGGCCGGUCCAGCCCCGGGAGCCCACCGUCACCCUUGACUUGCCCUUUCAACACCCCACCUGAGCAGAGUGGGGACUACUCAUACAAGACGGGCAAAGACAAUAACAUACCGGUUGCCUUGAGUCUCUGUUGUCCUCAUUCAGGUCAGGAACGUGUCUUGACUGACUGCCUAUAUCGGUCGCCAAUAAAAUGCAACCACUUGCAGCUAACCAGCCAUAUUGAAUGUGGAGCCCCCUUGACAACGCCGCCCAAAAAGUUCCACAUCGAACAUAAUGUUUCAGAUACAUGCAAGGCAGGCUCGCGGUGUGACCUCCCCCAAGGCGGGUCAAUUUUGUCAAAGGAAAUCAAUGAACAAUUCAGUGUAGGGUUAUUUUGUUUAGAUAGACUAGACAUGUCAUCAUCUGCUGUGCAAGAUACAAACUGUCAGCACCAAACCUCAUGAGAUGUUACAUGUAAAUGUUAUUUGUUCUCUGACAACGGGACUGCGUGUGUGUUUGUGUGAGUGAGAACAGACAAAUCUCCUGUUUGUGUUGUACAGCCCCCAGACAGUGUAUGUGUAAAUGACAUAAGAAUGACACUGUUCUAUUUAUUUUUGAAAUGCUUUGAUGUAUGUUAUUUUAUAUUUGAUUUUAUUUCAUACAUCCCACCGAUUAUUAUGCACAUUGUCUUUAUUUAAGACAAUAUAUAUUUAAUUUGAUGUAUUUAAUUCAUAAAAUAUCUUAAAUUUAUAUAUUACUUGCAGUAUGGCCCAGCAUUGCUCAGGUUUGUGUAACAUUAACGCAAUCAAACCGAAUGGAAGAUAAAACAUACUUAUUGGCCCGAAUAUAAGACGGUUUUUGCAUUGAAAUAAGACCGAAAAAGUGGGGUCGUCUUAUAUUCGCAGUCUAGACAUUAUACCCAUUCACGACUCUAGAUGGCGCCGGAUAUCGUUGAAGCAACUCUGAAGUUUAACCAGUUUGCAUUAUUUUAUUGCAAUGUUUUUCCUUAUUCAGAUUUGUUUCAAGACUACAAUUACAGUUAGACUUCACUUUGAUGGUUAAUGCAGUUAUUGCAAUUUUGUUGUUUUAUCACAAUAGAUUGGUUUAUUUACAUUUCAAAAACCAGAAGCCAUUCAUUUACGAAUGUGAUUGCACUUUAGUUUGCAUAUUUAAUAGGGCUGUCAAAAUUAUCGCAUUAACGGGCGUUAAUUAUUUUUUAAAUUAAUCACGUUAAAAUAUCUGACGCAAUUAACGCAGAUGCCCCGCUCAGACAGAUUUAAAUGACAGUACAGUGAAACGCUCACUUGUUGUGUUUUAUGGAGUUUUGCCGCCCUCUGCUGGCGCUUGGGUGCGACUGAUUUUAUAGGCUUCAGCACCCAUUAGCAUUGUGUAAGUAAUUAUUGACAUCAACAAUGGCUACUAGUUUAUUUUUUGAUUGAAAAUUUAACAAAUUUUAUUAAAACGAAAACAUUAAGAGGGGUUUUAAUAUAAAAUGUCUAUAACUUGUACUAACAUUUUUCUUUUAAGAACUACAAGUCUUUCUAUCCAUGGAUCGCUUUAACAGAAUGUUGAUAAUGUUAACGCCAUCUUGUUGAUUUAUUGUUAUAAUAAACAAAUACAGUCCGUAUGUACCGUAUGUUCAAUGUAUAUAUCCAUCUUGUGUCUUAUCUUUCCAUUCCAACAAUAAUUUUCAGAAAAAUAUGGCAUAUUUUAUAGAUGGUUUGAAUUGCGAUUAAUUGCGAUUAAUUACGAUUAAUUAAUUUUUAAGCUGUAAUUAACUCGAUUAAAAAUUUUAAUCGUUUGACAGCCCCGAUAUUUAAAUGUUUAGAUAUUAAGAUUUGAAUGAGGCAAAAUAACAUGCUUUUUCUCUUAAAUAUAUUGUAUUAUAUAUUGUAAUAUUAGCUUGUUUUAUAUUGCAUUAUAUAUUGUAAUAUAAUAAUUUGUUUCAGAUGUACUGUAAUUAUUUUCUGUAUAAAAAUUAAUUUGGUGUUCAAAAAGUCUUUUUCAAAUUUGAGUCUUGAAAAGAGGGGGUCGCCUUAUAAUCAGGGCCGUCUUAUAUUCGGGCCAAUAUGGUACUUUCCUUAGAGAUGCAGCUAUAAUAUUAAUACAGUAAGAGGACACCAUAAAGGGUUUAAUCUGCGAUGCUUUUCCAUCACCGUGUACAGUAUCGUGGCGAAGGACAUGAGAAGAAUGAGAGAGACCGUUUUUAUAUUUCACACUUACUGCUCUUGUGCCCCCAUACAUACACUGCCCAAGAGAUAGCGCCUUUAUUCAACAGAAAACUCCAGAACAUAACAACAGCAACUACCACUCUCAAUUAUGGUUGCCACAACUACCCAUGAACCAUUGCAGGUGUAACACAUAAUAAAUAUUGGUUGCUACAGUAAUAAUAUCCAGCUGAAAUGAAUCCCUUCGUAAUAUUCUGGAAAAUUGUACAUUUUUUUGAAAUGCAGCGUCUUGUUUUGGAGUACAAUAAUUUACAGACUAUAAGCCGCACCUGACUAUAAAUCGCACCCCACAAAUUUGACACGAAAAUGGCAUUUGUCCCUAGAAAAGCCGUACCGGACUAUAAGCCUCACCUACCAAAUUUGACAAGAAAACUAUUUGUUCAUGUAUAAGCUGCACUGGACAGUAAGCCACAGGGGUAGUCACACCUAAAGACAACUGUUGUCGCGAUACCAUAAUAUUUUCAACUUGAUAUCUAUACUAAAAAAAGACUCAAAGCCAUUUUAAAUUCUAUAUGUUUAACCCUUAGAUGCACAAGUUACUGGACCCUACACUCUUCCAUAAGUGGGUCAAAAAUGACCCAUAUUAGAACCAAUGUGUUUUUAUGCCAUUUUGGUGAAGAAUAAUCACGUGAAUAUUAUUUAGUAUGAUAUUUAGGGCCACACAAGAAUGAUUUCAUGCUUUAAAUAUCUUUAUGAUUCAAAUAAAAUUUUUUGGGAAAAAACAAAAAUAACAGCAAUAGACUUAAUCCUUUUUUGUAUUUUAUCAUCAAUAAUGAAGAGCUCCCAUGCAUCUUUUUGGUGAGAGCGGUGCUAAGCCCUUGUGGAGGCACUGACCGAUUUCUGAGUAUAUUGUGGCUCUAUGUUCUGCCCUGGGUGGGGGGGUAAUCCUCUCUAGUAAGAGCCCUACCAACUCAUUCUGUUGGCCAUGAUUUGGGCACUUUCUUCUUCAGAGGACACAUAAGUGGAAAAUUAUGAGUCAGAUUGAUCCUGUUCAGUUGGAUUUCCAGGUGGACAACUGCCACCUGAACAAUAGUCUGGAUCCUCAUCAUUAGAAAUUUUGGACACUUGAGUCCAACCCCGUCACUGCCUCGCCAUCAUCCAACAUCUGUAGGACCAUUUCAGCUGUAAAUCUAGCACCAAUCCGAUUUUUUCGUGUUUUUCUGACUCGACUGAACGGGAAAAGUCAAAUAAAAGUGGACCAUUUUCAAAUUCGAUCCAUGUCACUUUCGUAUGCGGUUAAAAUCCCAUCAGGGCCACAUUUUUCCAGAAUGUGGCUGCGGUCCGAUCUGUCAAGUCCCCCAAAGUGGAAUUCAUGCAGCAAUUAACAUCAGCAAAGAGCGAGAGAGACAGGGUGCUACGGUAGCGGUGCAGCUGUGCAUUAGCGUUAGCACCUAGCUGGAACGCGGAUUUUGGGGA
Molecule: messenger RNA, 4790 nt
Organism: Corythoichthys intestinalis (scribbled pipefish)
Lineage: Eukaryota; Metazoa; Chordata; Actinopteri; Syngnathiformes; Syngnathidae
Gene: galr2b
Product: galanin receptor 2b
Exons: 3
Coding region: 95-1231 (378 amino acids)
Biological process (GO): G protein-coupled receptor signaling pathway
Cellular component (GO): plasma membrane
Molecular function (GO): G protein-coupled receptor activity
Source: RefSeq, a predicted model, not a curated record